GUAGUGCCCCUGACCUGUGGGGCGGGGCUCCGCGCUCCUGCCCUCGGCCCGGAUGGGUGUACUGGCUGGGACUUGGGGCUCCUGGAGUUAAUGUCCAACUGGGGGUCUGCGGAGACCAGAUCCGAGGUGCCGCCGCCGGACGGGACUCUAAGAUGAAGUUAUGUGAUGUCGUGGCUGUCUGCCUGGUGCUGUUCCACACCGCGUCCGCCUUCCCGCUGCCCGCCGGUAAGAGGCCUCCCGAGGCGCCCGCCGAAGACCGCUCCCUCGGCCGCCGCCGCGCGCCCUUCGCGCUGAGCAGUGACUCAAAUAUGCCGGAGGAUUAUCCUGAUCAGUUUGACGAUGUCAUGGAUUUUAUUCAAGCCACCAUUAAAAGACUGAAAAGGUCACCGGACAAACAAAUGGCAGUGUUUCCCAGACGAGAGCGGAAUCGGCAGGCUGCCGCUGCCCACCCGGAGAAUUCCAGGGGGAAAGGUCGGCGAGGCCAGAGGGGCAAAAAUCGGGGUUGUGUCCUAACUGCCGUCCAUUUGAAUGUCACUGACUUGGGUUUGGGCUACGAAACCAAGGAGGAACUGAUUUUUCGGUACUGCAGCGGCUCCUGUGACGCUGCCGAGACAAUGUACGACAAAAUAUUAAAAAACUUAUCGAAAAGUAAAAGGCUGGUGAGUGACAAAGUAGGGCAGGCCUGCUGCAGACCCAUCGCCUUUGAUGACGACCUGUCAUUUUUAGAUGAUAACCUGGUUUACCAUAUUCUAAGAAAGCAUUCCGCUAAAAGGUGUGGAUGUAUCUGACUCCGGCUCCAGAGACCGCUGUGUAUUGCAUUCCUGCUACAGUGCAAAGAAAGGGACCAAGGUUCCCAGGAAAUGUUUGCCCAGAAUGGAAGAUGAGGACCAAGGAAGCAGAGGAGGAGGAGGAGGAGGAGGAGAUGGCGAAGGAAAAGGAGGAGAAGGAGAAGGAGAAAGGCAGCCGUUGUGGGAGCCUGGUAGAGGGAGAUCCAGCCACAGCAAACUGGACAGGAGAGAGAGAAAGCAGCCGUCUGGAUUAUUCCGAUGGCAGCCGAUGCCACCAGAAGCUCAGGGCUGGUGUCCCUGGUUGGGUGUUGCCAUCGUUUCAUCUGAUACAGUCCACCAUCACCGGUCACGGGAGCAGUUGCGGAUGCACUUGAAACCAAACCAGUGUAUCUCCUGUGGUUUGUUUUCACAUGUCUGGAGACACCAGGGAAACGUAAGCCCGGUGUCAUUCCUUGUUAUGACGUUUUACUGCUGAAAGCAAGAAAGGUUUAUUUUUCUGUCACUCAGUGGAGACAUACCCCGGAAAAGAGGGGGCGGGGAAAAAAAGCAAAGACACGAGAUAGUAACCUUUGAAUUUGAAAGUUGAGGCCUGAGGUUUACUACAACCAGCAUGUUGUGAAUGGCUGGUGAUUGAUUUUUGAACAUGGUGUGUGGGGUGGGAAGAAGUUGGCUAGGAACCAAAAAAGGCUGUCCUCCUGACUAAAAACCAACCUGAAGGUACUUCCUUCAUGUCCUUGGAAACAGAAAACCAGUUGUGGUUUUCGGCAGCAUUCUUGCAGGAGAGCGAGUGGAGAAGGCUACCCGCUCCACCGGGGCAGGGAGACCCACCGGCCUGUCGGUUUACAGAGAGACAGAUGUUACAUACACCGCAGCUCCGUUUAUGCGUGGUCACCAGUGACCAGAGAAGCUACUCGAUGCAAUGCAUCUAUUUCAGAUACAGAAAUAUAGAGAAGAUAUUUAUUGAGAUUUAAGUUAUUGUUAUUUAUUACCGUUCACUAAUGAGUUUCUCUUUCUUCCCUUAUUUAUUAAAGUUUCUUUUCAAAGGUGCCAAAGUAUAUGUGCUCGCAAAAUGCAAAGAAAGGUGACAAAGGAAAUUUUAAUUGGGACAAGGGUCCAUGCUUGUCAAAGUAUUAAACGUUUUUCACUAGGCAAAAAUCACUUACUUUACCUUUGAAGAAAAGCCCUCAUUAAAUCUCCCACAUUUCAACAUCUUCCCUAGUUUUCUUUUUAACAAAAAGAAAUGCGUCCUGAAGGAACGUUUCUGACAGGCUCCCUUUUUGGGAGCCAUGUGCAGAGGCUGUUGGGCACUUGGUUUUAUUUCUUCGUUGCUCCAUCUCAGAACAGAAAUGCCAUAUGCUCCAUUUUCUGUUGUUUUUAAGCUCUUAUUCCCCUCCACAUAUAUCUAUGACAUGCAUAACCAUAUUUAUGAAAGGUUAAGUUUCUUUUAGUAGGUAGUCCUAGAUUCAAUGUUGACCUAAAAGUGAAAAUCCUGUCAGGUAGCCAGGAGUCCGUCCUGAGUGGAGACUCUUCCUCCAUCUUUCCACCCACUGUUCUUGAGAAACAGGGGUGCGCUGUACAGCGAAGGAGUGCACUGCUGGCCUUCCAGAAGUGAGAUCUGCUGGUUGCCAUAAAAGCCCGUUGGCUGUCAUCUCAGGGCAAUAGUUGCUGUUCCUGUACACCUGAUCCCUUCCUGGGAAGAAGGUGGCCCAGAAGGGUGGACGAGGAAGACAUGUCUGGCCUGGCCACACACCAAGGCUCAAAGCUCGCAGAGUGCACUACCUUUAUUUUUUUAUGUUUUUACUUUAUUGGGGAACAGUGUGUUUCUCCAGGGCCCAUCAGCUCUAAGUCGUUGUCCUUCAAUCUAGUUGCGGAGGGCGCAGCUCAGCUCCAA
Molecule: messenger RNA, 2679 nt
Organism: Rhinolophus ferrumequinum (greater horseshoe bat)
Lineage: Eukaryota; Metazoa; Chordata; Mammalia; Chiroptera; Rhinolophidae
Gene: GDNF
Product: glial cell derived neurotrophic factor
Biological process (GO): negative regulation of neuron apoptotic process; positive regulation of branching involved in ureteric bud morphogenesis; peripheral nervous system development
Molecular function (GO): receptor tyrosine kinase binding; growth factor activity; glial cell-derived neurotrophic factor receptor binding
Source: RefSeq, a predicted model, not a curated record